AUGCUGCUGAGCGGAGCGGCCGGCUCGGAGCGCGGCGGCUGCAGCGGGGGCGGGGCCGGCGGGGCCCCGCAGUGCGUGGGCACCAUGGCCCGCUGGCUCCGCGAACACCUGGGCUUCCGCAGCGCCCGGCCCGCGCCGCCCGCGCCGCCCAAGCCCGACUACCGCGCCGGGCCGCCGCCUCAGCCGCCCCUGCCGCCCGGGGGCGCGGCCGAGCCGCUGGCCGCCGCCCAGCCCGACAUCGUGGCGGCCUACCGGCUGCAGAAGGAGCGCGACUUCGAGGACCCCUACAGCGGCCCGCCGCCCGCCGCCGCCGCCGCCCCCGACGGGCCCCGCUACGUCUCGCCCAAGCACCGGCUCAUCAAAGUGGAGGCGGUGGAAAAGGUGACCGCCAGCCCCCCGCCGCCGCCGCCGGUGCCGGCCCCCCCCAGCUCGCCCCCGGCCGGCCCCGAACCGCCCGACGAGCCGCCGCAGGAGCUGGCUGUCCUGGAGGACUACGCAGAUCCCUUUGAUGCGGCACAGGUGGCAGGUAGCCAGGCAGGGCUGGAGAAGGUGAUGGAGAAUGACGGAUAUAUGGAGCCAUAUGAAGCCCAAAAGAUGAUGGCUGAGAUCCGCCAGAAGGGCUUACGGGAGGCUCCUGCCCGGCCGCUGCACCUCUACGACACUCCGUAUGAGCCUGUGCUGGACACGGACAGUGACUGCUCAGCUUGCCCCAGGCCCAGGGAGUCCCGGCUGCCCGAGGAUGAUGAGCGGCCCCCAGAGGAAUAUGACCAGCCCUGGGAAUGGAAGAAGGAGCGGAUCUCCAAAGCCUUUGCAGUUGAAAUCAAGGUCAUUAAAGACCUGCCAUGGCCCCCGCCGGUGGGACAGCUGGACAGCAGUGAAAGCCCCCUGGAUGGGGAGGCUGGUGCCCCCAUCCCUCCGCAGCACAGCUACGAAGACGCCAAUGGUCCAUCGGAGGGGCUGGGGUACGGCCGCACCUCGCCCUGCAGGGAGGAGAAGGCCAGGGCUGUCCUCAGGCAUGGCUCCAGCAGCCUCAAGAGCACAAAGACGCUGACCGCUGAGCCUGGCCCCUUUGUCGGGGAGAGGAUUGACCCUGCCCUGCCCCUGGAGAGCCAGUGCUGGUACCACGGGGCCAUCAGCCGGACGGACGCAGAGACGCUGCUGAGGCUGUGCAAGGAGGCCAGUUACCUGGUGCGCAACAGCGAGACCAGCAAGAACGACUUCUCCCUCUCCUUGAAGAGCAGCCAGGGCUUCAUGCACAUGAAACUGUCCCGGACACAGGAGAACAAGUACGUGCUGGGCCAGCACAGCCCGCCCUUUGACAGCGUGCCGGAGAUCAUCCAUCACUACGCCAGCCGCAAGCUGCCCAUCAAGGGGGCUGAGCACAUGUCCUUGCUUUACCCGGUGGCUAUCCGCACCCUAUAGUAAUCACCCCCAUGAGCCAGGCUCAAGGCUGGGUGCACCCAAAACUGGCCCAUCCACAGGGCUGAGUGCCGCCGUGCCAAGGAUGGGCUCCAGACCGUCAGCCCAUGAGCAGCUCGCUGGGCACAGCCAGUGCUGUAGGGGAUUGCUGCAGCCAGGCCCCUCGUCCUGCUCUCCCAGGGGCUCCCGUGCGCUGGUUUGUGUUCUGGCGUGGCACUGGAAGGACCCCCUGUGCGAGGAGCUGAGUGGGGCUCGCCGGCUGUCCACACCUCCACACCUGCCUCCUUGGCAGAGCUUGGGAUGCCAGGACUGGAGCUGGGACCUUGGAGAGUCCAGGGAGGGGGGCAGUGUGUGCGAGUAUGGGAAUAAAUCAUCCGGUAGCAGGCCUGAGGUACCUCCAUGAGGGUGCCUAGCUCUGCCCAUGAGAGACGAAACAGCUGUGCCUGCAGGUAAGGAGGCUGGCAGGAGUGAGCAGGACCUGCCUGGGGCCAGCGAGGCACACAGGGUGCGAGGCAGGCUGCCCUCACCUGCACCAGUGCUCAGUACUCACUGCCAUCCUUUGCCAAACGUAAAUAGUGACCGGCCUUGGCCAUGUGUGCAGCACCACUGCCUAAUAAAGCGGUGCAUGGUUGUCUCCUGCUUCAUGGAA
Messenger RNA from Hirundo rustica (Barn swallow), 2068 nucleotides. Its product is annotated as SH2 domain-containing adapter protein F-like. The record is from RefSeq and is a predicted model, not a curated record. Lineage: Eukaryota; Metazoa; Chordata; Aves; Passeriformes; Hirundinidae. Gene Ontology annotation, molecular function: phosphotyrosine residue binding.